Cololabis saira (Pacific saury) is the source of this 1546-nucleotide messenger RNA. RefSeq names its product putative nuclease HARBI1. The coding region runs from base 38 to 1546 and encodes 502 amino acids. The record is from RefSeq and is a predicted model, not a curated record. The transcript has 3 exons. Lineage: Eukaryota; Metazoa; Chordata; Actinopteri; Beloniformes; Belonidae.
GGAGCCAGAAGUUUUGAUUUUGUUUUUUUUGAUUUUCAUGUUGUUGGAGGAGGAGGAGGAGAGGCGUGUCCGCCGGCGCCGGCGGGUGCUGUAUGUGCGGCUGAUGGAGGACCAAAGACAGCGCAGACCCCUGUACUGCAGGAUAAACCUGGCAGUUCCUGUGCUGGACAGGUUUUUUGGCGAGGAGGACACAAGGCCAGAUUUUGGGCUGAGCAGAGAGUCCCUGGCCGUGCUGCUGGACCUGCUCCACCAGGAGCGGAGACACGGAUGGGGUGUCACAAUUGAGGCCUUGGUGUUCCUCUUCUGGCUGACAAAUGGGGCAUCAUACAGGGUGGUCUCCAGAGUGUUUGAGAUGCCUCAUUCCACUGUCCACCGCAUCGUCCACCGAGUUACUGAGGAGGUGGUGGCCAUUCGCCACAAGGUCAUCCAUUUCCCUAAGACCCCGGAAGACCUGGAGGCCGUAACUCGUGGGUUUGCAGGGCUGGCAAGACACAGGGCUUUUCUUAAAGCUGCUGGAGCAAUCGACAGCUUCCAUGUCCGGAUCAAGCCACCAAGCGGCCGUCAUGCUCAGUGCUAUAUGAACAGGAAACUGUUCCCGUCCAUCAUCCUGCAGGCUGUUUGUGACCAUGAGGGCCGCUUCAUGGAUACGUACGUGGGCUGGCCUGGGUCAGUCCCUGACUCCAAGGUACUACGGCACAGCCCACUGUACCUCCGGGAUAUCUACCCUCCUCCAGGGCACUUCAUCCUUGCAGACGGCGGGUACCCGUGCCUCCAACAUCCACUCCCCCUCAUCACUCCCUACAAACGACCGGUAGAAGUUGUGGGAGCGCAGCGCUUCAACAGCCGUCAUUCCAGGGCACGCUCCAUUAUAGAGCGUGCCUAUGGAAUGAUGAAGACCAGGUUCAGGGCCAUCUUCCUCCAAGCGCUGGAGGUGCACCACACCUUUGUACCUCUGGUCAUAACAGCAUGUGCCGUCCUCCACAACAUCUGCCUUGGGGCCGGUGACAUCAUGGCCCUGGAGGAUGAGCCUGUGGAGGAUGAGGGAGAGGAUGAGGGAGAGGAUGAGGGAGAGGAUGAGGGAGAGGAUGAGGGGGAGGAUGAGGGGGAGAAUGAGGGGGAGAAUGAGGGAGAGAAUGAGGGAGAGGAUGAGGGAGAGGAUGAGGGGGAGGAUGAGGGGGAGAAUGAGGGGGAGGAUGAGGGAGAGAAUGAGGGAGAGAAUGAGGGGGAGAAUGAGGGGGAGGAUGAGGGAGAGGAUGAGGGGGAGGAUGAGGGGGAGGAUGAGGGAGAGGAUGAGGGAGAGGAUGAGGGAGAGGAUGAGGGAGAGGAUGAGGGAGAGGAUGGGGGAGAGGAUGGGGGAGAGGAUGAGGGAGAGGAUGAGGGAGAGGAUGAGGGAGAGGAUGAGGGAGAGGAUGAGGGAGAGGAUGAGGGAGAGAAUGAGGGAGAGGAUGGGUUGGAGGCAGUCAGCGGUGCUCCGUGGCGGGACCAGCUGUCUGCAGAGGUGUCUGCCCUGGAGGAGUUGCUGCCAUGUGACCAUGAUUAUCUUUAG